AUGUGGAACUCUGCUACAAAUUCUUCGGUCCAAGCGAAUGCCAGUACUUCUAAGACCGACACAUCUAACGACACAGGAACAGAGUCGCUUACUUGGAUUUCGUGGUUCUGUUCACUUUCUGGACAUGAAUACUUUGCAGAGGUUGCUGAAGAAUUUAUAGAAGAUGAUUUUAAUCUAACUGGUUUAAAUUCUAUGGUUCCAUUCUAUAAGGAAGCCCUCGAAAUGAUUUUGGACGUCGAGUCCGAAGAAGAAACUUUGAAAGUUCCAGAUGUAUCAAUUGUUGAAACUUCAGCUGAAUUGCUCUAUGGCCUUAUACAUCAACGCUAUAUUAUUACACGUCUAGGUUUACAACAAAUGGUGGAUAAAUAUGAAUCAAGACAUUUUGGUUGUUGCCCUCGGGUGUAUUGUCAAUCAUGCCCCGUCAUUCCCUGUGGUCGAAGCGACUUACCUGGGUUAGAAACUGUAAAGUUGUUUUGUCCAAAUUGUCUCGAUUUAUAUACUCCACCUAGUUCAAGAUUUCACAAUGUUGAUGGAGCUUUCUUUGGCACAACGUUCCCUCAUCUUCUUUUCCAGCAAUAUCCUGAUCUACUUCCUUCUAAUAUACAAACGAAAAUAUAUGAACCAAAAAUUUUUGGAUUCAAAGUUAAUGAAAAAAGUCGUAGUGGACCUAGGAUGCAAUGGUUAAGGAUGCGUCCAGGUGCAAUUGAUAAUGACGUUGAUGGCCAAGAUCAAUCAGAAAGUGGGGGCGGAAAUGAAGAUGGCGAAGAUGAUGAACCUUUAUUGGGUCCUGGAGAUGGAGAAAAUAAUGGAUCUCCAGGAACCACUCGAAGAACUGAAUAUGGUUCUCCGGUACUUGGUAUGGAAUUAGGUUUUGGUAGUAGCAAAGGUGGAUCAAAACAAGUUAUGAGUGGGGAAAUAGAUAAGCAAGAAAAGCCUUUAACUCAAAAGUUGCUAAUUCUUGCUAGAGACCAAACCACACGAGAAGUAAUACGUCUAAAAGAAUCUACGAUGACAGUACAAGGGAGUUUUGGAAAGUCUCCGUUAACGAAGUUUAUACCUUUUCUAAGCUCUCCAGCCGUCGUAACCACCACCACUCUAAACCAAUCUUCCAUGUCUAUAACAAAUGAAUCUUCACCUGUCGAACCACCACCAUUUUUAGUUUCAUCAUCACUGCCUAAGAAUGAAAAAUUAAAAGCAUUAUUUUCAGAUGAUUUUGAAAUUAAAGGUAGAGGAGCAGUAGAAUUAGUUGGGAUGGGAUUAAUGAGUGUAAAAGAAAUGGGAAAAGACUUUUUUGAUAAAUGGACAGGAGUAAAUAAUAAUGAAUUAUUUUGA
Molecule: messenger RNA, 1332 nt
Organism: Diversispora eburnea
Lineage: Eukaryota; Fungi; Glomeromycota; Glomeromycetes; Diversisporales; Diversisporaceae
Source: the annotation of a GenBank genome assembly